Molecule: messenger RNA, 1812 nt
Organism: Thamnophis sirtalis
Lineage: Eukaryota; Metazoa; Chordata; Lepidosauria; Squamata; Natricidae
Source: RefSeq, a predicted model, not a curated record
AACUAUGUAGACUUCCACAUAGACCAUGAACCAGGAUCAUGAAGUUCUGAGUCAAAUUAAAAAGUCAUUGCAAUUGCUACUGAAAACUGCUCUGUGAAAGGAAAUGGAUUGGAUUGGACACAUUCUAAUAUUAUUACUAUUUAUUCUUGGAAUUAUGUUCCUUUUGAAAAAGGGCAGUUCCUGGAAUAGCAGCUGCCCCAACCUUCCCCCAGGACCCAGGACUGUACCCAUUUUUGGAAAUCUGCUCAUGAUGGAUCUGAAGAGGCCUCACAAAACAAUGAUAGAGUUGUCAAAAGAAUAUGGUCCAAUUUUUCGUCUUAAAAUGGGAUUCGAGGAAAUGGUGGUGCUGACUGGCUAUGAGACGGUCAAAGAGGCUCUAGUGAAUCAGGCAGAUGCAUUUGCAGAGAGAGCCUCCGUCCCCUUUUUUGAGGAUUUUACAAAGGGCUUUGGUAUUAUUUUUUCUCAUGGUGAGAACUGGAAAGUGAUGCGACGGUUCGCAUUAUCCACAUUACGGGACUAUGGAAUGGGCAAGAGGACCAUUGAAGACAAAAUCACAGAAGAGUGCAGUGUUUUAAUGAAGACAAUUGAGACCUAUGCAGGAAAACCAAUUGAUAUCACAACAAUAAUGGGAGCUGCUGUUUCCAAUAUCAUUGUUUCUAUUUUAUUUGGCAAGCGAUAUGACUAUGAAGAUGCCACAUUUCUACGACUGCUGAAGCUGUUCAGUGAAAAUAUCCAACUUUCAAGAACCCUUGAUAUUCUGAUAUUUAAUAUGUUUCCCAAGUUGGCGCUCCUUUUGGGUUCUCGUAAGAAAAGACUGAACAAUAGAAAGGAACUCCAUACUUUCCUACAGGACGCUUUUAUAGAACAUCUCAAUGAUCUUGAUGAAAAUGACCAGAGGAGCUUUAUUGAUUCAUUUCUUGUUCGGCAUAGAGAGGAGAAGAAGAGGACUACUGAGGGAUAUUUCCACUUUGAAAACUUUAGAAGUGUUGUGAGUAAUUUAUUUGCUGCUGGUACAGAAACUACUUCAAAUACUCUGCGUUGGGCCAUACUCCUAAUGAUGAAAUUCCCAGAAAUUCAGAAGAAGGUCCAAGAAGAAAUUGCAAAAGAGAUUGGGAUUCGUCAGCCAAGGACAGAAGACCGACUCAAAAUGCCUUACACUGAUGCAGUAAUUCAUGAAGUUCAAAGAUUUGCUGAUAUUGUUCCAAGCAAUUUGCCACAUGCAACCACCAUGGACAUAACUUUCAAAGGCUUCUUCAUCCCCAAGGGAAUGCAGAUUGUUCCACUGCUGUCAUCAGUGCUCCAUGAUGAAUCCCAAUGGGAGAAACCCUAUGAAUUCUACCCUGAGCAUUUUCUUGACGCUGAAGGAAAAUUUGUGAAAAGGGAUGCAUUCAUGCCUUUCUCUGCAGGUCAGAUUCUUUGUACAUGUGUGAUUGUGUCUAGUAAUAAGCAGCCUUUUUUUGGAAAGAAAUCUUCACAAAAGAUCAUGGAACAUUUAAAGAGCAACAACAAUAACAAUAAAACUUUAAUUGAAUGGUCUUCGUUUAACAAAGUUUGAUAUAAUUUUGGCCUUUUUUUGAUGAUUCUGGUACAAGACUUGAACUGGUUUUAAAUUAUUCAAAGGAGGAUAGUAAAAGGUAUCAGUCUUUAGCUAUUUGCAAUUCCUGCAAAGGUUAUUAGGGUUGUCAGGUUGAAAAGAAGAAUUGGCCCGAGGAGAAAAAAGACUUGACCAUGUGGUGUCUGGGAAGAAUACAGGGUGUAAAUCAAAAUCUAUACUUAAUAUUAUUAUUAAUAAUAAUUAUAAUAUUAUAUAAU